GGUUCAGGUCUGGGUCUGGGUUUGGAUUCGGUUUCGGUUUUGGUUAGCGUGUCCUCAAGUUUUUAUCGAUUCCCCCCGCUCGCCUGAUCGAUGCGCCAUAUGUCGUCUAGCUAAACGGAUACACUUGCCACAGUUUGGCCGCAUGCCACAGGUUGGGGCAAAGUCAUUGACUUGAGUUUCGGCUGAUAAGAGACACUGAUAGCAACAAUUAAAUAGCAAUUGAUCGAACUGCAGCAAUGGACUGAAUUCAGUUUGCAGAGCAAAGCAAAGCAGAUAAGUUACGAAACGGAGAAACAGUAAAAAAAACGAGACAGACAGAGACAGAGACAGAGAAAACGAGAGAGAGAGAGAGAAGGAAGCUUGCUCAAUUAUAAGCAUUCAAGUUGUACUCAAAUGCGACUCAUUAUAGCCAUUAUGAGAAUGAGUUUCACACGGAUGACACACACAUCGAUGAAAGCCAGCAGUUGGCUGGCUUAUGCCCUCGGAUUUCUAAUGCUAAUAAUGCUGCCAGCCUGCUCCGCUGGUCCGCAUGAAAAGCGUUUGCUCCACGCCCUGCUGGACAACUACAAUAGCUUGGAGCGACCCGUGGUAAACGAAUCCGAUCCAUUGCAACUGAGCUUUGGCCUAACCUUAAUGCAAAUCAUCGAUGUGGAUGAAAAAAAUCAGUUGCUCAUAACAAAUAUUUGGCUUAAAUUGGAAUGGAACGAUAUGAAUCUGCGUUGGAAUUCAAGUGAAUUUGGCGGUGUACGCGAUUUACGUAUACCUCCACAUCGCUUAUGGAAACCAGAUGUGCUUAUGUAUAACAGCGCGGACGAGGGAUUCGAUGGCACCUAUGCCACCAAUGUGGUAGUCCGUAACAAUGGCAGCUGCCUCUACGUGCCACCCGGCAUCUUUAAGUCCACGUGCAAAAUUGACAUCACCUGGUUCCCCUUCGAUGAUCAGCGCUGUGAGAUGAAGUUUGGCUCCUGGACCUACGAUGGCUUUCAGUUGGAUCUACAAUUACAGGACGAAGCUGGUGGUGAUAUCUCAAGUUUCAUAACCAACGGUGAAUGGGACUUGUUAGGUGUGCCCGGUAAACGUAAUGAAAUCUACUAUAAUUGCUGCCCAGAACCUUAUAUUGACAUUACAUUCGCCAUUUUGAUACGACGCAAAACUUUAUACUAUUUUUUCAAUUUGAUUGUGCCGUGCGUAUUGAUCGCCUCGAUGGCAUUGCUAGGUUUUACACUGCCACCAGAUUCUGGUGAGAAGCUAUCGCUUGGAGUUACUAUUUUACUAUCGCUCACAGUCUUCCUGAAUAUGGUUGCGGAAACGAUGCCAGCGACAUCCGAUGCCGUUCCGCUGCUCGGAACUUAUUUCAAUUGCAUUAUGUUUAUGGUGGCCUCAUCAGUUGUGUCAACCAUACUUAUCCUCAAUUAUCAUCAUAGAAAUCCAGAUACGCAUGAAAUGAGUGAAUGGCUGAAAUCGAUUUAUGUCUCUUUUUGGGUUAGGGUUUGA
Molecule: messenger RNA, 1494 nt
Organism: Drosophila innubila
Lineage: Eukaryota; Metazoa; Arthropoda; Insecta; Diptera; Drosophilidae
Product: neuronal acetylcholine receptor subunit alpha-7-like
Exons: 10
Coding region: 394-1494 (366 amino acids)
Biological process (GO): chemical synaptic transmission; regulation of membrane potential; nervous system process
Cellular component (GO): postsynaptic membrane; neuron projection; synapse
Molecular function (GO): acetylcholine-gated monoatomic cation-selective channel activity; transmembrane signaling receptor activity
Source: RefSeq, a predicted model, not a curated record